Molecule: messenger RNA, 1094 nt
Organism: Phalaenopsis equestris
Lineage: Eukaryota; Viridiplantae; Streptophyta; Magnoliopsida; Asparagales; Orchidaceae
Product: cytochrome b-c1 complex subunit Rieske-4, mitochondrial-like
Exons: 2
Coding region: 72-884 (270 amino acids)
Biological process (GO): mitochondrial electron transport, ubiquinol to cytochrome c
Cellular component (GO): membrane
Molecular function (GO): quinol-cytochrome-c reductase activity; 2 iron, 2 sulfur cluster binding
Source: RefSeq, a predicted model, not a curated record
CACCCUUCUCACGUCCAAAUUCCAUUCGAGUAGGAGAACGACGAUUCUGUGCAGGAGGAGAGGAGUUGAAGAUGCUUAGAACGGCCGGAAAACGUCUCCCUCCUUUGCCGUGGAGGCCGAUCUCUGCCGGAGUCUCCCUCUUCUCUAGGGAUCCGAUCUUCGGCGCUUCUUCUAUGUCGGUCAGUUCUUCCCUGACAACCCGACUCGCCCUCGAAUCGUGUAUUAUAGGACGGAUUAGAGCUUUUUCUGCUGAAUCUCUCGUCCCAAAACACCAUGAUUCGGUUUUAAUCGACCUUCCAGCCACAGUGGCCGCACUAAAGAACCCAUCCUCCAACAUCAUCUAUGACGAAUACAAUCACGAACGUUACCCUCCCGGCGAUCCCUCCAAACGAGCCUUCGCCUAUUUCGUGCUGACCGGUGGAAGGUUCGUUUACGCCUCCUUGCUCCGACUUUUCAUUCUCAAGUUCGUUCUGAGCAUGUCUGCAAGCAAGGAUGUGCUCGCCCUCGCCUCCCUCGAAGUUGAUCUCUCGAGCAUUGAACCCGGCGCAACCGUGACGGUUAAGUGGAGGGGUAAGCCCGUGUUUAUAAGGCGUCGGACGGAAGCAGACAUCAAGCUGGCAAAUGCGGUGGAUGUGACGUCGCUUCGAGAUCCCGAGGAGGAUUCUGUGAGGGUUAAGAAUCCGGAGUGGCUUAUCGUCGUCGGGGUUUGUACUCAUCUGGGCUGCAUUCCUCUGCCGAAUGCUGGUGAUUUUGGGGGUUGGUUCUGCCCAUGUCAUGGAUCUCAUUAUGAUGUUUCUGGGAGGAUUCGGAAGGGUCCUGCUCCUUUCAACUUGGAGGUGCCACAAUACGCCUUCCUGGAAGAUAAUAAGCUUCUGAUUGGUUGAGGUUUGAUUUACUCUCUCAAUCUGCAAUUUUUUUUUUUCUUUUGUUUCCAUCAAUUUUGUUGUUUAUUUAAACUGUGUAUGGAUUUUGAUGUUUUAUGGGAUGGAAUUGCACUGCUUUUAUCAUAAUUGGCUCCCCGUUAAUGGAGGUUUGUUUUUCAUUGUAAUAAUAUUGUGAGCCACAAAUGUGGGAUUCUAUUUACAAGGAAAAAG